AAUUGGUCCUGGUGUUUUUUUGGUGCAACCCUGCUUUUCUUUAGAAGUUCACUUUUCUGAACAGCCCAGAUAGCUUCUCCGGAGCCGAAAAAACCACAUCAACUCCAACCCUACGGCCAACUUUCUUAAGGUUGUGAGAUAUCUUACGCAGGUAUGGUAAAACAGGUAAGACUGGUGGCUGUCAUCGCUGGAGCUGUGUGCCGUGCUCGUUCGCUGGCCUUCUGCAUCCGCCGGGGUAUCCUGCCUCCAGAGGUUCGGGCCUUGUUCGGUGGUUGGGCACCCUCACCGGGCCACGGAACUAGGAUAUGCAGAAUCCUACGAGCGGAGUAUCAAUGGCAGAUACGGCUGUACAGGGAGUGCCUGUAUCUUCGCCUACUUGAUGGAGCUGAUUCGUCUGGCAGAGGAUCAAGGUGGCGGGAGUUCUCCCGCACUAUCGACAGAACUGUUGAAUUCUUGUGGCGUCAAACUUUGAUGCACCUUCGAGCCAGCAUCCCAGAGACGACACCAGCUGUGGGAAACCUGGUUCACAAGUUGGGCGACGUUGAACUCCCAGUGAAAAUGGAACGAGCCCUGAGCCAGGGCCCGAAGUUCGCGGCCGAACCAAGAAAAUCGCCUCCUGAGCUGCUAACGAUGGUGAGACAAGUUUCCGGACGAGCUCCAGAGUCUGAAGUCGACAGAUGUAUAUCUGAAGGCGUGGACGUGUUGUUACAAGCCCUCGGGGUCCAAGGUUCCGCUGAAAAGCACUGUCACCUAUUUAAAAGAAAAUUCCGUCUUUAUUACCAGCGGAUAAAGAGGGAGGCUUCGUAGUGGUGCUUAAGGGGGUGUUUAUGUCUAAAGCGUCAGACGCCAUAACGGCCACGUUUGAGCGCAGGAAUGACGUGUCACUUUCGAAGGUGAAAACUAAAGCACAUAGGCUUUGCAAACAGCUAAGCCUAGAUAAACUGGGCCAAGCGAUUGAUAAGGGCAAAUGCUUAGGUUUAGAUUUAUUUUUUUCUGCCAAAACGCACAAGAUUAACUGUCCGCUACGCGUGAUUGUGUCGGAGAAAGGGACAUGGCAAAAAUCUGUGGCUUCAUUUUUGCCAACAAAACUAAAUAUGUUAAUGAUUGAUGAUCCCUUUCGGGUGAAGAACUCUGAUCAGAUACUAGAUUUUUUUAAAGACCAUCCAGACCGAAGCUCAUUGGCUUGCUCAAUUGACAUUAAAGAUUUGUACUAUUCGAUUCCCCAUAAAGAGCUGUUGGCAUCUGUGGAAGAAUGUAUUGACAGUCAUGGUACCGUGGCGUUUCAGAAUGAAUCUGGACUUAGUGAGAGUCACUUUCUAGAACUUUUAUCUUUUUAUCUCAAGUCGACGUUCGCGAUCUGGGAUGACGGUGUUUUUAUUCAGAGAAAUGGCGUGUGCAUAGGGUCAUGUAUAGCCCCAGUACUUAGCGAUAUAUUUUUUGCGUUCCACGAUAAAGUCCUGUCAGGCAAGCUGGAAGGAACCAAGGUGGGGAAAAUUUUUAGAUUCGUAGACGACUAUUUGGUGCUCCUAGAUUGUGACAAUGAGGAAAUAGAUUCGGCUGUGUCGUUUGUCCUGUCAACGUUCAAAGAGUGUCUGAAACCGCUGGUGCUGACGCAUGAAGUACCUGUAAAUGGGGCCAUUAGGUUUCUGGAUCUGAGCCUGCAACUUGGUCAUGGCCAUGUGUGCUGGAUAUAUGAGCCAAGGGCAAAGAAACCCAUCUUGCCUUUUUCCUCAGCGCAUUCCAAACUUGUGAAAAGAGGAAUUGUUAACCUUUGUUUUAGAAAUGCCCUGUUCAAGUCUUGCCCCCACAGGGUGAAAGAAAGCUUCGACACACAAGCAGCAAGGCUCAGACAUGCGGGAUAUCCGUCUUACCUGUUGACGACAGUUGCUGAGAGCUUACUUAAAAAAGGACGUGAGGAAACUACCCAGCAGGCUCGUAGGGUUAACAAAAAAGUAACUGUUUUACCAUACCUGCACAAGAUAUCUCACAACCUUAAGAAAGUUGGCCGUAGGGUUGGAGUUGAUGUGGUUUUUCGGCUCCGGAGAAGCUAUCUGGGCUGUUCAGAAAAGUGAACUCCUGUUCUAAAGAAAAGCAGGGUUGCACCAAAAAACACCAGGACCAAUUCGUAGACUGUG
Messenger RNA from Ixodes scapularis (black-legged tick), 2135 nucleotides. RefSeq lists its product as uncharacterized. Bases 828 to 2072 code for a protein of 414 amino acids. The transcript has 2 exons. NCBI's taxonomy places the organism in Eukaryota, Metazoa, Arthropoda, Arachnida, Ixodida, Ixodidae. The record is from RefSeq and is a predicted model, not a curated record.